Messenger RNA from Triticum dicoccoides, 840 nucleotides. RefSeq names its product 26S proteasome non-ATPase regulatory subunit 8 homolog A-like. The transcript is spliced from 4 exons. Gene Ontology annotation, biological process: proteasome-mediated ubiquitin-dependent protein catabolic process. Gene Ontology annotation, cellular component: proteasome regulatory particle, lid subcomplex; cytosol; proteasome regulatory particle. Lineage: Eukaryota; Viridiplantae; Streptophyta; Magnoliopsida; Poales; Poaceae. The record is from RefSeq and is a predicted model, not a curated record. Bases 54 to 611 code for a protein of 185 amino acids.
UCGAAUCCGCGGUACAGGAAGACGCACGAGCUUAGCCGCCCCCGCCGCCGCCGAUGGAUCCAAAGCUGGUGGAGGUCAUGCAGCUGUUCGCCCGCUUCAAGGCGGCCUACCUCCGCAGCGAUCUCGACGUCUGCUCCAACUUCCUCUCGCAGCUCAAGGCCCUCCUCACCAAGUUCCCCAGCCUACCUCCGUUGUUUCAGCAGACGCCCAAUGCCGUGGAGGAGCUCAAACUUGCGAGGGACAUUUAUGAGCAUGCAGUUCUUCUCAGUGUGAAAACAGAAGAUCAAGAUGCAUUUGAAAGGGACUUCUGCCACCUCAAGCCUUAUUACAUGGACACAUGUGGCAUAAUUCCUCCAUCACCGGUUGAGUACCCAAUUAUGGGGCUUAACCUUCUGAGGCUGUUGGUCCAGAAUAGAAUUGCGGAGUUCCACACUGAGCUGGAGCCUCUGCCCACCAAAGCGCUGGAGAAUCCUUGCAUCAAGCACGCGGUUGAGCUCGAGCAGUCUCUUAUGGAGGGCGCUUACAACCGCGUGCUGAGUGCUCGACAAGCUGUGCCGCAUGAAAGUUACGUAUACUUCAUGGACCUUCUAGCCGAAAGAGUAGUUAGGUAAGUGGGUUUGUGUCGCUACCCCUUCGUGUGUGAUCUGCCGAUUUACUCCUUAUGCAGUCUGUUGCUAAGUGCUGAAGAGUUAGGAGCCUUUUGUAAGUUUUUCUAUGUAUGGGACGAAGCAUAUUGGGUGGCCGAGAACUUUACUUAUAAAGAUGGAUUUGUAGAAAUUGGAUCUUCCAUAGGAACUUUAAAAGAUGCAAUAGAUGAAUUACAGAUAGUGAAUGUAGAAA